GCGCAGCUGCGGCGCGGGCGCGCGUCCCUUCCGGCUCGCCGUAGCAGGCGCGCCGCCGCUUUUUCCGCCCGCGGCCCCGGACGCGCCGAGUCCCGCGGAGCGGCGCCUCCUCCGCCUCAGCCGCCGGCUCCCGGCCCCCGGCCUCAGCCCGACGCGGCGGGAGCGCGGCCCAGGCCCCGGGAGAACUUUAAGUUGGACAAAAAGGGGGGCGAUAAUGCACCACGGCAGUGGCCCUCCGAGUGUCCAGCACCAGCUGCAGAGGCCCCGGGCCUUCGCCAGCAGCGAAGAGGAGCAGCAGGCCCACCCAAACCCGCCCCCGUCCCCUGCCGCACCCUUCGCGCCCUCGGCCAGCCCGUCUGCACCUCAGUCACCCGGGUACCAGGUCCAGCAGCUCAUGAGCAGGAGCCCCGCGGCCGGGCCGAACGUGAACCUCGCCCUGCAGAAUGUGGGGCCGGUGGUGGCAGGGAACCCCCCGCUCACACUGGCCCCGCUGCCGCUCCCCAGCCCCACCUCCCCGGGCUUCCAGUUCAGUGCCCAGCCAAGGCGCUUUGAGCACGGAUCGCCGUCCUACAUCCAGGUCACCUCGCCACUGUCCCAGCAGGUGCAGACCCAGAGCCCCACCCAGCCCAGCCCCGGGCCGGGGCCGGGCCUGCAGAGUGUUCGGGCGGGCACCCCCGGGCCCGGCCUGGGCCUCUGUGGCAGCAGCCCCACCGGCGGCUUCGUGGACGCCAGUGUUCUGGUGAGGCAGAUCAGCCUGAGCCCGUCCGGGGGCGGGCACUUCGUGUUCCAGGAGGGCCCGGGCCUCGCCCCGGCGGCCCAGGGAGCGCCCGUCUCGCUGCAGCACACGGGGGCUCCCAUCGCAGCUCGGGAACGGAGACUGUCCCAGCCCCACACGCAGCCCGGGGGCACUGUGCACCACCUGGGACCCCAGAGCCCCGCGGCCUCAGGUGCGGCUGGCUUGCCGCCCCUGGCCAGCCCCAGCCACAUCACCACAGCCAGCCUGCCGCCCCAGAUCAGCAGCAUCAUCCAGGGGCAGCUGGUCCAGCAGCAGCAGCAGCAGGGGCUGCAGGGGCCGCCGCUGACCCGACCUCUGCUGCCCGGGGUCGGGGGGGCGGCAGCGUUCGGGAUGACGUCCCCUCCGCCCCCCAGCAGCCCUUCCAGGACCGUGGUGCCCCCUGGCCUCUCCAGCCUGCCGCUCUCAUGCACGGGGAGCAGGAAGGCGCCCAAGAAGCUGGAGGAGAUCCCCCCGGCCUCCCCGGAGCUGGCCCAGAUGCGGAAGCAGUGCCUGGACUCUCACCACCGGGAGAUGGAGGUGCUGCGGGAGGCCUUCAAGGAGUACCUGAUCGAGCUCUUCUUCCUGCAACACCUGCAGGGGAACAUGAUGGAUUUCCUGGCUUUCAAGAAGAAGCACUACGCCCCUUUACAAGCUUAUCUUAGGCAGAAUGAUCUGGACCUGGAGGAGGAAGAGGAGGAGGAGGAGGAAGAGGAAGAAAAGUCUGAGGUUAUCAAUGAUGAGGUAAAGGUUGUGACAGGAAAGGAUGGGCAGACUGGUACUCCCGUUGCUAUAGCAACCCAGCUUCCGCCAAAUGUUUCUGCUGCUUUUUCAUCCCAGCAGCAACCAUUUCAGCAGCAAGCCCUCGCAGGGACCCUGGUGGCAGGGGCUGGAAGUGCAGCAGAAACGGACCCCUUUAAGAGGCAGCCGGCAGGGCCCCCAGCAGAGCAGUCUAAGCGACCUCGACUUGAAGUGGGUCACCAAGGGGUAGUUUUCCAGCACCCAGGGGUGAAUGCAGGAGUCCCUCUCCAGCAGUUAAUGCCGACAGCUCAAGGAGGGAUGCCUCCCGCCCCCCAGGCUGCCCAGCUGGCCGGACAGAAGCAGAGCCAGCAGCAGUACGACCCGUCCACCGGGCCUCCGGUGCAGAACGCCGCCAGCCUGCACACGCCGCCACCGCCGCUGCCUGGCAGGCUGCCCCCGGCUGGCCUCCCAGCCGUGCCCCUGCCGCCCGCACUGCAGUUCCCGCCGCAGCCACCCAUGGGGGAGCCACCGACACAGCUGCACGUCCCUGCGAAGGCCCAGCAGCCCAGCGCCCCCCUGCCGACACCCCCCGCCGGCCAGCUGCCUGUGCUUUCGCAGCCCGCACAGCCGGCCCUGCUCAGCCCGGGGCCCGGGAAGGUGCAGAUGCAGGCCCCUCUGCCGCCGUCCCAGCCGCAGACGGUGACGUCCGCGAGACCACCCGCAGACCCCGUGCAGCCCUGCAGCCGGCCCCCGCCCACCUCCUGCACCUCGUCCGUCGCUCCUGGCAGCGUCUCGGGCCCAGGACCCGCACCCGCACGGGCCUCGCCCGUGAGCAGACCCUCCUCCACAGCCAACAAGUCGCUGUCCCCAGUGACCUCCCGGUCCCCAGGGGCAGCCGUGUCGGCCCCCUCCAAGCCACAGAGCCCGGCUCAGAGUGCGGCCGCGCCCCAGGACGGCUCCCAGGACAAGCUGGCGGAGCAGAUGGCACUGGAAAACCAGGUCCACCAGCGGACGGCCGAGCUGAGGAAGGAAGGCCUGUGGUCCCUGAGGCGGCUGCCGAAGCUGCAGGAGGCCCCGCGCCCCCGCGCACACUGGGACUACCUGCUGGAGGAGAUGCAGUGGAUGGCCACCGACUUCGCCCAGGAGCGGCGGUGGAAGGUGGCUGCGGCCAAGAAGCUCGUCAGGACGGUGGCACGUCACCACGAAGAAAAGAAGCUCCGCGAAGAGAGGGGGAAGCGGGAGGAGCAGAACCGAUUGCGGCGGAUCGCUGCCUCAACUGCCAGAGAAAUAGAGUAUUUCUGGUCGAAUAUUGAGCAGGUCGUGGAAAUAAAACUACAAGUGGAAUUAGAAGAGAAAAGAAAGAAGGCCUUACAUUUACAGAAAGCUUCCAGGAAAGGGAAGGACCCGAGGCCCAAGGGACCGGAUGCGCUGCCGGAAAGUGCUCUGGGCUCGGGAGCACCCGGAAGGAAGCGGAAAGCCAGCGUGUCCCUCACUGACGACGAAGUGGAGGAUGAGGAGGAGACCAUUGAGGAGGAGGAGGCGAACGAAGGGGCUGUGGACCACCAGACGGAGCUGUCUACUCUGGCCAAGGAAGCCGAGCUGCCCCUCAUUGACCUGGUGAAGCUGUAUGAAGGCGCCUUCCUGCCGGGCUUCCAGUGGCCCCAACCCCAGGCUGACGUUGAGGAGACGAGUGAGGAAGAAGACGUGGAGGACAGCCCGGCUGACCAGGAGGGCCGGAGGGACGUGGUUCUCAUCGACUCGCUGUUCAUCAUGGACCAGUUCAAGGCUGCAGAGAGGAUGGGCGUCGGGAAACCUCACACGAAGGACAUCGCGGAAGUGACCGCUGCCGCCGAGGCCAUCCUGCCCAAGGGCAGCGCGCGCAUCAGCACCACGGUGAAGCCGGGCGUCCCGCCCCUGCUGUACGGCACCCUCAGGGACUACCAGAAGAUCGGCCUGGACUGGCUGGCCAAGCUCUACCGGAAGAGUCUCAACGGCAUCCUGGCGGACGAGGCCGGGCUGGGGAAGACCGUGCAGGUCAUCGCGUUCUUCGCCCACCUCGCUUGUAACGAAGGCAACUGGGGCCCUCACCUUGUCGUCGUGAGAAGCUGCAACGUCCUCAAGUGGGAGCUCGAGCUGAAGCGCUGGUGUCCCGGACUCAAAGCCCUGCUGUACGUGGGCAGCCGCAGGGAGCUCAGGGCCAAGAGACAGGGGUGGACGGAGCCCAACAGCUUCCACGUCUGCAUCACGUCCUACAAGCAGUUCUUCCGGGGCCACGCGGCCUUCUCGCGGGUGCGGUGGCGGUGCCUGGUCAUCGACGAGAUGCAGCGCGUGAAGGGCCUGAGCGAGCGGCACUGGGAAGCCGUGUUCACCCUGCAGAGCCAGCAGCGCCUGCUCCUGGUCGACGCGCCGCUGCACAACACCUUCCUGGAGCUGUGGACCGUGGUGCACUUCCUGGUCCCCGGGCUCUCCAGACCCUACCUGCACCCCCCGCUGAAGGCCCCGAGCGAGGAGAGCCAGGACUACUACCACAAAGUGGUCAUCCGCCUGCACAGGGUGACGCAGCCAUUCAUCCUGCGGAGGACCAAGAGGGACGUGGAGAAGCAGCUGACGAAGAAGUACGAGCACGUGCUGAAGUGCCGCCUCUCCGGCCGGCAGAAGGCCCUGUACGAGGACGUCGUCCUGCAGCCCGGGACCCAGGAGGCGCUGAAGGGCGGGCGCUUCGUGGACGUGCUGAGCAUCCUGCUGCGGCUGCAGCGCAUCUGCAACCACCCCGGGCUGGUGGAGCCCCGGCCCCCGCAGUCCUCGUUUGCCGCCGGGCCGCUGCAGCUCCGCUCCGCCUCCCUCGUCCUGAAGGCCCUCGACAGGGACGCCUGGAAGGAGACCGACCUCUCGAUCUUCGACCUCGUGGGCCUCGAGGACAAGAUGACCCGCCACGAGGCCGAGUGGCUGCGCAAGAAGAAGGUGACGCGGAAGCUCAUCGAGGAGCUCUUCACCGCGCCGCCCCCGCCGGGCAGGCCGCCGGCCGUCAGGCUGAGGCCCAGCAGGUUGUUUCAGCCUGUGCCGUAUGGCCAGAAGCCGGAGGGCCGCAUGGUGGCCUUCCCCAGCACACACCCGCCCCGGACAGCCACCUCCGCUGCGGCCACCGCCACGCCACAGGGCCACGUCCGAGGACGGCCACCGGUCGCCACAUUCUCUGCGAACCCAGACUCCAAAGCGGCCGCAGCCCCGUUGCAGACCUCUCAGGCUCCCACCGGCGCUCCGAGACCCCAGGCCGCCCCGACCUGCAGCGCAGCUCCUGGCCCGGCCCAUCCUGUGAAACUGCGGGCUCAGACCGCUGCCCAGGCGUCCGCCCUGGGCCCGCCCCAGCCCCAGCCCCAGGCCCCCUCGCACCCGGCCGGGCAGAGCACGCUGCCCCAGGGGCUACUGCUCACCUCGCAGGCCCAGGCGCGCCUGCCCAGUGGCGAGGUGGUCAAAAUAGCGCAGCUGGCUUCGCUCGCAGGACCACCGAGUCGAGUUGCCCAGCCGGAGACCCCAGUGACGCUGCAGUUCCAGGGAAACAAGUUCACCCUGUCACACAGCCAGCUGCGGCAGCUCACGGCCGGCCAGCCCCUGCAGCUGCAAGGCAGCGUCCUCCAGAUCGUGUCCGCGCCCGGGCAGCCCUACCUGCGCCCUCCAGGCCCUGUGGUGAUGCAGACCGUUCCCCAGGCAGGCGCCCUGAGUGCCCUGGGCAGCAAGCCCCCAGCCGGGGGCCCGGGCCCUGCCCCCGUGACCCCGCCAGUCGGCGUGCCCGGCCGAGUGGCAGUGCACCCCCUGACCGCGGGAGAACCCGGGAUGGCCUCCAAACCAGCCUCGCCCCUCGGGGGGCCGACCCAGGAGGAGAAGGCCCGGCUGCUGAGGGAGCGGCUGGACCAGAUCUACGCCGUCAACGAGCGGCGCUGCUUCCGGGCGCCUGUCUACGGCGCGGACCUGCUGGGGGCCUGCUCCCUGGCCUGCAGAGAGCGGGCCCCGGGGCCCAGGGCACCGGCGAACAGGCGCGGGGCGGCGGCCGGGCCCGCGAGCGGCUGCGCGUCCCCCUCGGAAGGCCAGAAGCACCUGACUCUGACGCUGACGCAGCGCCGAGAGUCCCUCCAGGACGUCAUCGACAGGGUGGCGUGCGUGAUCCCGCCGGUGGUGGCCGCUCCCCCGUCCCUGUGGGUGGCUCGGCCUCCCUCCCUCUACAGCCACAGAAUGCGGAUCCUCAGGCACCGUCUGCGGGAGCAGGCGGCGCCCUGCGCCCAGCAGCUGCAGCAGGCGACAGCGCUGCGCUCGCUGCGGUUCCCCGAGCUGAGGCUGGUGCAGUGUGACUCAGGCAAGCUGGAGGCCCUCGCGGUCCUGCUGCGGAGGCUGAAGUCGGAGGGGCGUCGCGUGCUGAUCCUGUCCCAGAUGGUGCUCAUGCUGGACAUCUUGGAGAUGUUCUUGAACUUCCACUACCUCACCUACGUGCGGAUCGACGAGAACGCCAACAGCGAGCAGCGCCAGGAGCUGAUGCGGAGCUUCAACCGGGGCCGGCGGGUGUUCUGCGCCCUGCUGUCCACGCGCAGCCGCGCCCCCGGCGUGGGCCUGGUGGAGGCCGACGCGGUGGUGUUCUACGACCACGACCUGAACCCCGUGCUGGACGCCCGGGCCCAGCAGUGGUGCGACAGGAUCGGGAGGCGCAAGGACGUGCACGUGUACAGGCUCGUGAGCGGCAACUCCAUCGAAGAGAAGCUGCUGAAGAACGGGACCAAGGACCUGAUCCGGGAGGUGGCUGCGCAGGGGAACGACUACUCCAUGGCCUUCCUGACGCAGCGCACCAUCCAGGAGCUGUUCGAGGUGUGCGCCCCCGUGGACGACGCCGGCUUCCCGGUGAAAGCCGAAGAGUUCGUCGUCCUCUCCCAGGAGCCGUCCGUGUUGGAGACCAUCGCCCCCAAAAUCGCUCGGCCCUUCAUAGAGGCCCUGAGGAGCAUCGAGAGCCUGGAGGGGGACGCGCAGGAGCCUGCAGGGGAGACGCCCGCCUCGCCGGGCCCCGGCAGCCCCCGGGGCCCGGAGCCCUCGCAGCUGGAGGAGCUGGCGGACUUCAUGCAGCAGCUUACCCCAAUUGAAAAGUACGCUUUGAACUACCUGGAACUAUUCCAUACUGCCAUUGACCACGGAAAGGAGAGGACCAGUGAGGACGCCGUGCUGACCGCAGUGAGCGCCUGGGAGGCCCAGAACCUGCGGGCGCUGCGGGAGCAGGAGGCCAGGGCUCUGCGGGAGCUGGAGCAGGAGCAGCUGCUCACCUACACCCGGGAGGACGCCUACAACGCGGAGUAUGUUUACGAGGGUGCCGACGGGCAGACGGAAGUCAUGCCGCUCUGGACCCCGCCCACGCCGCCCCAGGACGACAACGACAUCUACAUCGACUCCGUCAUGUGUCUCAUGUACGAGACCACGCCCAUCCCCGAGGCCAAGCUGCCCCCCGUGUACGUGAGGAAGGAGCGCCGGCGGCACAGGACGGACCCCUCAGCCGCAGGCAGGAAGAAGAAGCAGCGCCACGGGGAGGCCGUCGUGCCCCCGCGGUCCCUGUUCGACCGCGCCACCCCGGGCCUGCUGAAGAUGCGCCGGGAGGGGAAGGAGCAGAAGAAGAACCUCCUGCUGAAGCAGCAGACGCAGUUCGCCAAGCCUCUGCCCACCUUUGCCAAACCGGCCACCGAGUCGGGGCCCGACAACCCCGAGUGGCUCAUCAGCGAGGAUUGGGCGCUGCUGCAGGCCGUGAAGCAGCUGCUGGAGCUGCCCCUGAACCUGGCGGUCGUGUCCCCGGCCCACACGCCCAACUGGGACCUGGUCAGCGACGUCGUCAACUCCUGCAGCCGCAUCUACCGCUCCUCCAAGCAGUGCCGCAGCCGCUACGAGAGCGUGCUCAUCCCCCGGGAGGAGGGGAAGAGCAAGAGCCACCGCCCCCUGCGCACGGGGCAGGCCUUCGCCCAGGACGAGAACGCCUCGCACACCCAGCUCUACACCAGCCGCUUCGACCUGAUGAAGAUGACCGCUGGGAAGAGGAGCCCGCCCAUCAGACCCCUGCUCGGCAUGAAUCCCUUCCAGAAGAACCCCAAGCACGCCUCCGUGCUGGCGGAGAGCGGGAUCAACUACGACAAGCCCCUGCCGCCGAUCCAGGUCGCGUCUCUCCGUGCAGAGCGCAUCGCCAAAGAGAAGAAGGCGCUGGCCGACCAGCAGAAGGCACAGCAGCCGCCCGUGGCGCAGCCCCCGCCGCCCCCACCGCAGCCACAGCCACCACCGCCCCAGCAGCCGCCGCCGCCCCUGCCCCAGCCCCCUGCAGCAGGCGGCCAGCAGCCCUCGGGGCCUCCCGCCGUGCAGCCGCCUGCCCAGGUGCAGCCCCCGGCACAGCCCGCGCAGCCCCCACCGAAGGCGUCGCCCGCAAUCACGACCGUGGGCAGCGCCGCCGUCCUGGCGGGAGCCAUUAAAACGUCCGUCACCGGGACCAGCAUGCCGGCAGGCACGGUGAGCGGCAACGUGAUCGUGAACACCAUCGCUGGCGUCCCCGCCGCCACCUUCCAGUCCAUCAACAAGCGCCUUGCCUCGCCCGUGGCGCCGGGAGCCUUGACGACCUCCGGGGGCUCGGCACCUGCCCAAGUGGUGCACACGCAGCCUCGAGCGGUGGGCUCCCCGGCCACUUCUGACCUGGUGUCCCUGGCGCCGACGCAGGGCGUCAGGGCGGUCACCUCUGUGACGGCCUCGGCCGUGGUCACGACCAGCCUGACUGCGGUGCAGACGCCGACCCGGUCUCUGGUGACCCAGGUGUCCCAAGCCACAGGGGUGCAGCUCCCAGGGAAGACGCUCACGCCCGCGCACUUCCAGCUCCUCCGGCAGCAGCAGCCGCCCCCGCCGCCGCCGCCCUCCCAGGCCCAGGUCCCGCAGCUGCAGGGCCAGGCCCAGUCGCCCGCACAGAUCAAAGCCGUCAGCAAGCUGACGCCGGAGCACCUGAUCAAGAUGCAGAAGCAGAAAUUGCAGCUGCCCCCGCAGGCCCCCCCGCCACAGGCCCCGCCGGGCCCCCCGCCGCCCCCCGCGCAGGUGCAGCCCUCGCCGCCCGCGCAGCAGCAGAGCCCCCAGCUCACCGCCGUCACGGCCUCCAGGCCCGGAGCCCUGCUCACGGGCACCACUGUGGCCAACCUGCAGGUGGCCCGGCUCACGCGCGUCCCCACGUCGCAGCUGCAGACCCAAGGCCAGAUGCAGGCCCAGGCGCCCCCGCCGGCGCAGGUGGCCCUGGCGAAGCCUCCGGUGGUAUCCGUGCCCGCGGCCGUGGUCUCCUCGCCAGGCGUCACGACCUUGCCCAUGAACGUCGCCGGGAUCAGCGUGGCCAUCGGACAGCCGCAGAAGGCCGCAGGACAGACCGUCGUGGCCCAGCCCGUGCACGUGCAGCAGCUGCUGAAGCUGAAGCAGCAGGCCGCGCAGCAGCAGAAGGCCAUCCAGCCGCAGGCCGCCCCGGGCCCGGCGGCCGUCCAGCAGAAGAUCGCCGCGCAGCAGAUCGCCGCGCAGGGCCCGCCCCAGAAGGUCGCCUAUGCCGCCCAGCCCGCCCUUAAAACCCAGUUCCUCACCACCCCCAUCUCCCAGGCUCAGAAACUGGCAGGGACUCAGCAGGUGCAGACGCAGAUCCAGGUGGCAAAACUCCCCUCGGUUGUGCAGCAGCAGACACCGGUGGCUGGCAUCCCGCAGGUCGCCUCUGCGUCCCAGCAGGCGUCCCCCCAGACGGUGACCCUCACCCAGGCGACGGCCGCUGGGCAGCAGGUGCAGAUGAUCCCCGCGGUGACGGCGACCGCACAGGUGGUGCAGCAGAAGCUCAUGCAGCAGCAGGUGGUGACGACGGCGGCAGCCCAGCUGCAGGCCCCUGGGGUCCCCAACCCCACCCAGGUGCCAGCCGGCGCCGACAGCCCAAACCAGCAGCCCAAACUACAAAUGAGGGUCCCUGCCGUCCGGUUAAAGACGCCCACCAAGCCCCCAUGCCCGUAGCCGGGGAAGCAGGCGGCCGCGGGGCGGGCAAGCACUCCGCCGCCUGGCCGGAGCCCACAGGCUGCGCUGACCACUGGACCUCGGGACAGCGCCGCGAGCGGUUCCGCGCCUGCAGGGCUGCGGCGAGCUGGCGGGGCCCUCGCUGCCCACGGUGGCCCUCGAGGACCGCCGCCUCUUCUGCGGGAGACUGGCUGGAGGGGCAGCGGCAGCGGUCUGUCCUCGGUCGCUGCCCUCUGGCCGCUGCCCCAGAGCAGCAGGGCUGGGCGCGAGCACCUCCGGAGGCUGCCAGUGCCCGGGGUCCGCGCGUCACCAAGCCGUGUGGAGCUCGGAGUGAGCCGUCAAGGGACGUCCUGAAGUCGAAGUGCAGUGCUGAGAGCGUCCACCUCUGCGUGGUUCUCGGUGCCCAGCUGGACACGCGCUGGGGCCCCGCGGGGAGAGAGGCCCCUGGGGUCAGUCAUCUCGGGCGAGAGCCAGCGCGGCUCCUUCCUGCUCUCGGAAACGGCCUGUCGCGGCGGGGAGGGGGCCACCCGGCGCC
Phyllostomus discolor (pale spear-nosed bat) is the source of this 10070-nucleotide messenger RNA. RefSeq names its product E1A binding protein p400 (gene EP400). Gene Ontology annotation, molecular function: ATP-dependent chromatin remodeler activity; ATP binding. The record is from RefSeq and is a predicted model, not a curated record. NCBI's taxonomy places the organism in Eukaryota, Metazoa, Chordata, Mammalia, Chiroptera, Phyllostomidae. Bases 215 to 9535 code for a protein of 3106 amino acids. The transcript has 54 exons.